AUGCUCUCGUCAAGGAACUACAUGUGGGGGCUAUCCGAACUUCCUAAGAUGGAGAGCUGUGGAAAAGGUCCUCGGAAGAUGAGCGAGCGACGAUCGACAAAAUCAUCGUACCGUUCCCUUCGGGAAAAAGGCGAUGCGUCUGCUAACUUGCCGAUCACACAAGCUAUCUUAGACGAUUCCUGGUCUACCCUGACUAACAUACUGAACCCGUCUACAACUGCCCUACAUGAGACUGUCGGAGCAGAAAGCACAGCAAUCGGGACGGGACACAUAGCCAGUGACUUUCCUUUUGGACUCUCAGAACAAGAGCAAUUGAUCGUACAUAGGAUGUACAAUUCCUCUACCGGGACAUCUACGGAGCCUCCCAACUCUGACUGUUUUUCAACCGCAGUUGCAGUGAAUCUGGCUAACCACGAAUUGACAGGGCUUCAUGACUUGAGCUUGGAAACAACUGGAGACGCUUCAGCAAGCGACGAUGACCUAUGCAGGGCCAUUCAAAGCCAUGAAGAGAUUAUCCAGAGAGACGAGAGAUUCCAAAGGGUUGAUAUUGAGGAGUCCCAGUGGCAACAUGACUUCCAGUCGGGCGGGGGCUUCUAUGCUGAUAUAUUUAGGUCUGAUAAUUUGGAUCCAAAUGAAAUGAAUACUCUUAUCCAGCAGUUACAGUUCCCCGAUAAUAGGCAGGGAAUGGUCAGACGCUUAUUCGUGGAGCAUACGUCCAACAUACUGUCUAUCAGGGACGGCGAUACCAUGGACCCAUGGCAAACGUUUAUCUGGCCUAUGGCGCGCGAUUUCCCUGCGCUCUACCAUGCUCUAGCUGCAAUGACUUGUGCACACAUAAGCAAGAGUCAACAGCAAUUUAAGCUACUCGGCAUGAAACACUUCAAUCUCAGCAUUCAAGCUCUUGUCCUUGGCAUGGACAACGGCAGUAUGCCUUUGGAGGCUGCACUUGCCACCAGGCUCGCCCUUGCCUUCGCUGAGUCCUGGGACUGUCACACACCAGCAACGGGGACCACUCAUCUCAAUGACGCCAAAGCACUCAUUCAACAAGCUCUACAGGAUAACUUUACUUCCGGGACAGUAAACAGUGAACUGGAAUGUCUGAAAUUCCUUGUCAACACCUGGUUAUACAGGAACGUCAUUGCUCGCUUGACAUGCACCGAAACUACAGACACCACGGUCGCCGAACCUACGGCCACAUACACUUGUAUAAUACCUCAUAUAGGUGAAAAGGAUAUUGACCCGCUCAUGGGUUGCGGUACUGCACUCUUUCCGUCAAUUGGCCGCCUGGUGGAGCUUGUCCGUCGCGUCCGUGGCCGGCCAGAGAAUCGUAAUUCUCCUGCGAUCAUCUCCAAAGCCAUUGAAAUAAAGAUGGCUAUAGAAGACUGGGUCUCGCCUGUGGACUCCGACAGCCCGAGCUCAAAUAUUUCGGACUUGAUACAGACCGCAGAGGCUUACCGAGGCGCUGCGCUUCUGCUUCUUCGGCAAGCAGUUCCGGAGCUUCCUGCCUCAUGUUCGAUGUCGAAGUUAGCACAGAAAACUCUCGUCUUUCUCGCCACUACACCGCCAUCAUCUCGGACGAUACAUGCGCAAAUAUUCCCGUUGAUGGUAGCGGGCUGUGAGACGUUCGAUGAGGACGAUCGAGAGUGGGUCCGUCAGCGCUGGGAAGUUAUGUCCCGGCGCUUGAUGACCGCAGUACCAGAUCGAUGUAGAGAUAUAACAAUGGAGGUCUGGCGAAGGAGGGACGAAUUUGAAACACGCCACGGGCUACGUGACUUGAUCAAAGCCCACCGGCCCUUUCCCAUCAUAAGUCGUCGUGCAAUGGAUACCUCGACGCUUUACGAUUCACUUCGUGUUCCUAAGAGCAACAUUGACAGCACUAUGAGUCACGAGGGCCCGGGGAACUCGUCUUCUGCGGAAAUGCGGUCAGGUCCAAGGUCAUCCGACUUUCCAGACUCGGCUGCAUUUCAGAAAGGGACCGAUCCUGUUACAAGGGCAGGAUUUAUUAACUACACCAUUAAGGGUGAGCUGCAUUGGCUCAGGGUCAUGGAAGAUUGGAACUGGGAAAUUAUGCUCGCGUGA
Aspergillus oryzae RIB40 is the source of this 2079-nucleotide messenger RNA. RefSeq names its product fungal specific transcription factor domain-containing protein. The coding region runs from base 1 to 2079 and encodes 692 amino acids. Gene Ontology annotation, molecular function: transcription cis-regulatory region binding; DNA-binding transcription factor activity. Gene Ontology annotation, biological process: positive regulation of transcription by RNA polymerase II. Lineage: Eukaryota; Fungi; Ascomycota; Eurotiomycetes; Eurotiales; Aspergillaceae. The transcript has 3 exons. Gene Ontology annotation, cellular component: nucleus. The record is from RefSeq and is a predicted model, not a curated record.